Molecule: messenger RNA, 447 nt
Organism: Entrophospora sp. SA101
Lineage: Eukaryota; Fungi; Glomeromycota; Glomeromycetes; Entrophosporales; Entrophosporaceae
Source: the annotation of a GenBank genome assembly
AUGGUUAUAUUUGAAAGAAAAGCAGACGAAUCUGGCUAUAUUGCAAUCAAUAUUGAAUGCAGAUUUACUUAUCGAGACCAUCAGACAACAUUAGAAAGUAAGGAGAUAUUGAAUAAAUAUAAAAAUAUGAAAAAGAAAUACCUUAUGCAUGUAAGAUAUUUAUGCAAUAGACUUAGAAGUGAAACUAAUGCAUGGGAAAAUGGAUCAUUUUACGAUAAAUCUUCUGUGGGAAAACUCAAAAUGACUGAAAAUGAUAUUUGUCUGGUUUUUGUAGUUUGGAGAGACUUAGACUUAGGAAUGCUCAGUCAUGAAGUAUUAAAUAAUAAAAAUAUAAUUAUUGUUGAUAGAGAACAUUUGAAAAAAAUUUACACUCCAUCACUUGUAUCACGACCACAAUUUUAUAGUCAAAUAUUUGAACAAAUCAAUAGUAUCAGAUAUGAAGACUGA